Colletotrichum chrysophilum is the source of this 1989-nucleotide messenger RNA. RefSeq lists its product as uncharacterized. The transcript has 2 exons. Bases 1 to 1989 code for a protein of 662 amino acids. Gene Ontology annotation, molecular function: ATP binding; metal ion binding. NCBI's taxonomy places the organism in Eukaryota, Fungi, Ascomycota, Sordariomycetes, Glomerellales, Glomerellaceae. The record is from RefSeq and is a predicted model, not a curated record.
AUGCCACAGUCGGACAGCAUCAGUACUCGGAACGCCGCCCACCUCGGUGGAACUGAGGAAUUCGACGCAAUCAUCGCAGGCAAUAGAGGCGACGACAACCGCGGACUCGGUGGAUUCCUUUGGGGCCCGCCUGACGCCGUCGACUCGGCGGCCAGGCGCUUCGUCCGAGCUGCCGUGGACAGAAAUAUCGCACAGUACGCCUCCUCGAUCACGGCCGUGAAACUUCUACUUCCGACGGUAGACGGCUACGCCCUCCGCAAUGACCUUAUCCAGAGACGGCUCUUGACCUGCGACCUCGUCGAGGAGGCGGCCGAGUUCACUUCAACAGGAAAAGAGAUCCACGCGUUCGACUUCGAAGAGGGCACUCGCGUCAUUCCGAGGGCAUUGGACGGCGCAGUGGGUGCCAUGCUGCAGAAACAACUGCCGAGUAUGCAACUUCAGCUCGUGGAGUACACCUUGUCCCUCCUAGAAGCCGAGGUCACAGGAAGACUCUCAUUUCCCUGGAUCAGUCACUCGCCGCUUCCCAAGUUCCGACUGGCUGUCGUGGAGGCCAGACCCAACGAGAUGGUGGCCGCGACUGCGGGUAUGGGCAUGUACCGCGCCGCUCGCGCCUUGGGGAUCGACCUCAUCAUCUUGGAAAGGGAUCACGAAUGGGCCCGGAAGUUGGCCGCCGAGGGCGGUGGUGUCGAGUUCGUUCCCUGCGACCUGACGCAAGACGACGGGCUGCCUGAUCGCAUCGUCGAGGCCCUCUCGCACAGCCGACAGCCGGUGGAUGGCAUUACCACGUUCAACGACUAUUACACCCACGUGACCGCCUUGGUGGCCGAGAAGAUGGGGCUACCCACGAACCCCUCGCAAUCCAUCCAUCUUUGUCGUGACAAGGCGAAGAUGCGCCAGGCGGUAUGUCCGGACACGCAAGUCCUCUCCGUGCAAGGGCUCGCGGACUUGAGGGAGAAGCUUUCCGGAUUGAAGACUCCGCUGCAGUACCCCUUGAUCGUGAAGCCCGCCAUCGGGUGUGCGUCCGAGGGAGUGACGAGGGUGUCGUCGGAAGCAGACCUCUUUAUGGCGGUGGACCGAAUCGAGCAGAAGUUCCCCGGGACCAGCUCCCUCCUAGAGCCGUACGCUUCCGGGCCGGAGGUGGACGUGAACCUGGUGUUUCUCGACGGGAAGCUCAUCUGGGGUGAGGUCGUCGACGAUUUCCCCACCUCGGCCGAGGUCGACGAGAUUGCCGAUUCCAACGCGUCCGGGGUCCCGAACAGGGGAGCUGGGCCUCAAACUCCAUCAUCGUCCAUUUCCUUCGCCGAAACUUCCGAUAUCCUGCCAUCGAUCCUGCCGAGUGACGAAUUGGACCUCUUGAAGCGUGAUUUGGCCGAGAAGCUGAAGAGACUGGGAAUCCGCAACGGGAUAUUCCACCUCGAGGCGCGGGUCGAGAACAGCAAGGCGCGAUUUGCCAUGACGGACCGAGGUGUCGAGGUCGUACCUCGAGAGGACAGCACCUCGACCGGUAACGAGCCAGACCCCAGCGUGUUUCUCAUCGAGAUCAACGCCAGGAUUCCCGGCCAUCAGGAAUCGUACUCGGUGGAGUACACCUACGGCAUCGACUACUAUGCCUUGCAGCUCCUGGCAGCUCUGGUUCCGCCCGGGGAGGGGGAAUCGGCACACGAUGUGGUGAAGACGCACAUCCGGGCCUUGUCUCGGCCUCUACAACCAAGCAGCCAGUUUCCAACGCACAUUGUGUUCUCGGCAGCAACACGCGGAGGCACGUUCUUGGGCACCGAUGCGCUCCCCGCGUCGCUGGCGAGAUGGAUCACGAACUCCAAGGUGUACAAGAACGUCGGAGACGUGAUCGGCAAUCCGUCCGUGGAGGGCAAGUGGCCGUUCUUGGCGUACUUUGGUGUAACUGGGAGGUUGGCUGGACGUGAUGGAAGGGAACAGGCUCGAGGACUGGGGGAACUCGUCAGGGAAACCUUCACAUGUUCAGUAGAAUGA